Molecule: messenger RNA, 879 nt
Organism: Komagataella phaffii GS115
Lineage: Eukaryota; Fungi; Ascomycota; Pichiomycetes; Pichiales; Pichiaceae
Exons: 1
Coding region: 1-879 (292 amino acids)
Molecular function (GO): FMN binding
Source: RefSeq, a predicted model, not a curated record
AUGCCUACUCAGAUAAUGGCCCCUUGGGCCCCAGCUCUGGCCGGCAGCAUCGCCCGUGAGUUGGAGAAACAGCCAUUCGUUUCGUUUCAGUUUGCAACGGUGGAUGAACACGGAUCUCCUCAUGUCAGAACUGUCAUUCACCGUGGAUUCCUAUUUGACGACAGAAGCACCAAUGUGCUUACUUUCACCACAGAUCGUCGUAUGACCAAGUACAAAGAGCUGUUCAACGAUAGUGCUUUUGAGUUAUGUUUUUAUAGUCAUGUUGCUAGGAAACAAUUCCGCCUUAGAGGAGUUGCCCGAUGUAUUGACGACACAACCACGCCUAAGCUGAAGCUUCCACCAGAUAUUUUUGACCAGCUUAAGAACUCUGCAGAGGCCACCGUCACCCUUAUAGCUGACAAUGACAACGAGAUUGAAACAGACAAAAUUGACUACCUAAAGUUCCCCAGGUCCACAGCAAGUGAUGAGCUGGAAUAUCCAUUGUUAUCUCCUGAAGUAAUAGCCAAACUAGAGGCAUCUUCAGGAGAAGAAGGAUUGGAUCCAGAAGAGAUCUCUGCCCAACUUACUCCACCAACGGAAGAGGAAUGGAAAAAUGAACGACGCAGAAUAUGGAAUACUCUCUCCCGUUCUAUCAAGUCGACUUUCCGUAAGCCUACGCCGGGCUCGAGAUUGACUGAAGAGAAAAUAAAACUACUGGAUUCCAUCGGAAGAGGUGUAGAUGGUGCAUCUGACGAGGAUGGACUAGAGAAUUUGGUAGUGGUGGUUUUGUUUGUGGAUAAGGUUGACUUUGUAGAUAUUGGUUACAACGGCCAAGGCAGAAGACUGAUAUACCGAAGACUUGCUGGAGAUCACUGGCGCGAGACGGCGGUAUGUCCUUAA